AUGGAGCCGAGCGGCCGAGAACGGGGCAGCCCCGUACCGGGGCGAGCCCGCGCCGCUUCCCUGCUGGGUUUCUCCCCGCUUUGGCCCAAGCUGGCCGUACCCAGCGCGGCCCCCGCCGCCCCCGGGCCGGCCCAGGCCAGCCCGUCCUUCUCGUGGCUGCGCCUCGCCUCGCAGCUCCUCUCGCCGCUGCCCGCCCUCCUUCACCGCCUCCGGCCCGGCCCGGCUCUCAGCAGCGCCCUGUGCCCCGCCAGCGGCUCUCCCCCGCCGCCGGAGCCUCUCGCUUCGCUCCGCCGGGCCGAGGAGAAGGGCGGCAGUACAGCCAAGAGCCUCCUGCCCCGGCCGCUGAGCUCCGAGCCCCCCGGCGAGGCCUGGAGGGGCGGCGGGGGGCUGCCCGAGGUGGAGCUGCUCCGGAGCAAGCGGCUCGAGUUCCUCCAGCAGCGGCUCCUCGUCGUGCCCGAGCCCGACCACGGCUACCACAGCCUGGAGGAGGAGCAGCAGCAGCACAAGGGAGCCACCGGGGAGCCGUGGAAGCCCGAGGAGCAGGAGGCGGCCAGGGGCUCCCCUGCCCCGAAAGGGGAGCUCGAGGGGGGAGCUUUGGCCGCAGAGGACGGUGAGGAGUCCGAGCGAAACCUUCGAGUUUCAGCCAGGCCUGCUUGUGCUAAUAAGUUAAUAGACUAUAUCCUAGGGGGGACCUCCAGCGGGGAGGAGAGUGCGGGUGAUGAUGAGGAGGAAGACUGGGAUGAUGAUGAUGAUGAUGAUGGGUUUGACAGCGAAGGGCUCCUCUCGGAUUCAGACAACGGGAGCCAGAGCGGGGAAAGGUUGCACCUCUGGAAUUCCUUCUUCAGCCUGGAUCCUUACAACCCGCAGAACUUCACGGCCACCAUUCAGACAUCUUCCAGCAGUCCAGGGAAGGAUAUGCACUGUGGGUCAGAUGUGGAGGAGGAGGAGGAUGAGGAUGAGGAGGAUUCUUCAUGGGCAGACUCAUCUUCAGGCUCUCCUCACCUCAGUUCUGAAGAGCAUGACGAGUGGGAGUGUAGCAGCGUGGAUGAGGCAGAAAACUUGAAACUUUGGAACUCAUUCUGUACCUCAGACGAUCCUUAUAAUCCUUUAAAUUUCAAGGCACCUUUCCAAACAGCAGAGAAGAAAGGGAAGCCUGGCUCAAAAGGAACAGAGGGGCCGAGUUUGGGCGCUUCCGAGCAUAGUCACUUAACUGUCUGUCGGGUACAGCUGGAAAAACAUAACUGUGGGGUCACAGACUUGGUGCGGCAUGGCAUUCUUUUGGGUGAGAAAUGUACAAGUACCAAGCGGAAAAAGGUAACCUUCCUUGAAAAAGUUACUGAGUAUUACGUCAGCAGCGAGGAGGAUCGGAAAGGACCCUGGGAAGAGCUGGCCCGAGAUGGCUGCAGGUUCCAGAAACGUAUCCAAGAAACAGAAGAAGCCAUAGGGUACUGCUUCACCCCAGAGCACAGACAGAGAGUCCUGAAUAGACUCCGAGAAACCUCCUUCGAGGGGGUUGAUCUCUUCUAGCACCUUAAAAGACCCGGUAGUUGUGUGUGACCCGAAGCACUCAUGAAGAUCUUCAGACCGAGAAGUGGCAGCUGCGUGUGCUUUUUUGAAAUGGGGGGAAAAGUGGGAUUUGAACUCUUUUUUUCCCAGUUUAAUAUUCAGCCAACGAAUAUACCUGUGUGUAUCCCAUUUUUGAUAUCCAAACAAAACCUUUUGAGUAUCAGCAGGAGUGGGGGCGGUAUAAUUGCAUUCCUCUUCAGUACCAUUUGAGAAACGGACUGCUUUAGGUUAAAUCCAUUCCAAAAUUGCCUUGUCUGCCGUGCGUUGAGAAGUGGUGGCUAUUCAGUUGGAAUUUUGCACUUUGAAAAAGCAAACAUAUUUUGAAGGAAAUAUUUAUGGAGCUCAGAACCUAGUCAUUGCAGUUUUGAUUUAAAGUCUGUAAAGGCCUGUGCUGUUUGUUCGUGGCUCUCCGUUUUCUCUAACCCACACAGAAGCCUCCGAUUUUGUUAGCUCGUGUUAGCUUCACUGCACAUAGCGGAUGCUGUUUUGCUGCCUUUUUAAGGUCCCGCUUUGGCGUGCAGUCUAAUUGUUUGCGUGUUGAUGUGACGCUUCGAUGUCGUAAUAUUUCAGUCUAGCACACUGGGGGAUUCAGGGGAGCUCUGGUGCACUCUCAGCCCUUUGGUUUGUCUUUAUUUAAGUAAAACCUUUACCCAGUACUGUUCCAAAGGGCGUUGGCUGCUUGUGCACCAAGGCGCUUUGCUUUCAGGGCAGUGAAAGGCCUCGUCCUGCUCGAUAAUUGAAGCUUCAAGGUACAUAUCCAAGCUGUGGCUGACGGUCUGAGCUGAGAUAGCUGCGUGUGUGCAACCAGGCCGUUGGGCUUUAGGUAACCUCAGAGCAACUUCACCCUAAUUGAUCCUGCUCCCGAUUGAAGUGGGGCGUUCUUUGUAUUUAUCUGGUGUGUGGAAGGAGAGUUAUCCUUCUGGAAAUGUAAGACCACAGAGUGCUGCGUUCUUUACCAGAAGCCAGUAUUAAUACCUUACCUCUCUGCAUCCGCACUUUCGUUCAUUUGGUACCAAAAUAACAUUUCACGUCCGGGAGCUGAAAGUUGAGGUCCGCGGUGGAAGGAAAACACUCCUCAUCUGUGUUGUAUUUGUGCCUAACUUAAAAUCUUUAAUUGUUUCAGGCAAAAUAAAAGAGCAGCACAGUCCGGGCAUGCAUUUGGACCUGGAAGAUGUUGUAUGGCUGUAACCCAAGCAGGCGUGAGGUCAUGCAGUGGAAUAAAUACCAGCCAGACCUAAAGGAUUCCUAUCUGUCUGCAGAAAAUAGCCUGAGUAAAUGAUUUGCUAUUUUGUUCAUUCAGCUGACGAGGAGUGCCUCUGUUUUUCUAAGGAAGAGACCUAGAAACACUUGAGAUUUGUUGUCUCGUUGUUCAAGUUUGAAUUCAAAAGAAGUUGUGGAUGCGUGGAGAAAAGAGCUUCAAGCUUUACGGAGUUUUCCGCUUCGUCUUGCCGUGCUUCUGGCGAUUUUAAUUGUCUCAAAUUUCAGAGCUUUGGGGUUUACACUUUUUCCAUAAAGUUUGUUCUUUGGAUUUAAAAAUUACCUUUCUCUGCCAUGUGCUGGAAGUGUUAAUUACGAAAUUAAGAGAGUUAACUGAGAUACAGUAGAGUUGUCACAGAAAAUACGGCUGAAACCCGGGCAGCCUCAUGGAUUGGCUGAUUAAAAGCCGUGCUACAAUGUUAUUUUAAUCCCUGUGGAAUAA
Oxyura jamaicensis (ruddy duck) is the source of this 3265-nucleotide messenger RNA. RefSeq names its product protein phosphatase 1 regulatory subunit 15B (gene PPP1R15B). Gene Ontology annotation, cellular component: protein phosphatase type 1 complex; endoplasmic reticulum. Lineage: Eukaryota; Metazoa; Chordata; Aves; Anseriformes; Anatidae. Bases 1 to 1527 code for a protein of 508 amino acids. Gene Ontology annotation, molecular function: protein phosphatase regulator activity. The record is from RefSeq and is a predicted model, not a curated record. Gene Ontology annotation, biological process: response to endoplasmic reticulum stress. The transcript is spliced from 3 exons.